AUGGUUAAUGAGUUUAACCCAAAUGAGAUUGUGCGUGAUCCAGGUAGUAGGAAACAAAUUGAUGAGUAUGCUCCGGAUAUUCAAGACCAAGUGAGGAGGGCAUAUAUAUUGAAGGGUCCAAUGCAACCAGAUUUGCCAAGCUUUCCUCAAUAUAGUGAGAUCAAGGAUGCAACUUUUUGUUUUUAUUGCUUUCUCUUUAAGAAACCCGGGAGGGCCGAGCGCUUUGGUUUUGAAGUCUUCACUAAAAGCGGAUAUAAAGAUUGGAAGCAUUCAUCUCAAGGAUUUAAAGAUCAUGUUGGUAGUCAUAAUAGUUUGCACAACUCAUGUGUCAAGCACUACGAUGAUUAUAAUAAUCAAAGACAAAGCGUGACAAGUAAGUUUGCUAAAGCAACCAAGGAAUCAGAAGAAUUGUAUAAGAUUCGUUUGACUUGUUCUGUAGAUUGUUCAAGAUAUCUCAUUGCACAAGGCAUGGCUUUCCGUGGCCAUGAUGAAUCCUCUAUUUCUCUAAAUAAGGGAAAUUUUAGAGAGAUGGUAGAUUGGGUAAAAUCUAAUAAUGAACAAGUGAGGGAUGCUUUUGAACGUGGUGGAAAAAAUUGCACAAUGACUUCCGGUGAUAUUCAAAAAGAGCUUGCAAUGUGUUGUGCUCAUGAAGUUACCAAGGUGAUUAUGGAAGAGCUUGGUGAUAGACAAUUCUCUGUGCUUAUUGAUGAGUCACGUGAUAUAUCCAUCAAAGAGCAAAUGGCGGUGAUGUUGAGGUUUUUGAAUGACAAAGGGAGUGUUGUAGAACGAUUUAUUGCUUUACAUCAUGUCAAAGAUACUACAUCUGAGUCAUUAAAGGAUGCUCUUUAUGGUAUUCUUGAUAAGCACACAUUAUCUAUUUCAAGGAUACGAGGGCAAGGAUAUGAUGGAGCUUCAAAUAUGAGAGGUGAAUUUAAUGGUUUGCAAAGAAAGAUUCUAGAUGAAAACCCUUAUGCUUUCUAUGUCCAUUGUUAUGCUCACCGUUUGCAAUUGGUUGUUGUGUCCGUUGCUAGUAGUUGCUCAUCUAUUCAUGAUUUCUUUGAGUACAUCUCCUUGAUUGUGACCACAACAAGUGCAUCUUGUAAGAGGAGGGAUGCUUUGACAGAGGCACAACACCAAGAUAUUUUAAAUAAACUUGAGAUUGGUGAUAUAUCUAGAGGAAAGGGCUUGCACCAAUCAUCUAGUCUUGCUAGACCUGGGGAUACUAGAUGGGGUUCACAUCAUACUACAUUGCUUCGUUUGGACCAAAUGUGGUCCUCCGUGUUAAAGUUGUUUGGUAUCACAAACGAGCUUUCAAAUGUCUUGCAAAGAAAAGAUCUUAAUAUUGUGAUUGCCAUGGAAUUAGUUGAUGUUGUCAAAGUUCGGUUGGCCACAAUGAGAGAGAGUGGUUGGGAUAAUUUAUUUUCCGAUGUUCAAGAAUUUUAUGUUGCUAAAGGUAUUCCGGUGCCAAAUAUGGAUGAAGAAAUACCGGUUCGGGGUCGUUCAAGGGCAGAAGGGAGGACUAUCACUAAUUUACAUCAUUAUCGUGCAGAGAUUUUUUAUGUUGCUAUUGACAAAAUAUGUGUGGAGAUGGAUCACCGCUUUAGUGAAGGAAGUAACGUUAUCCUUGGUUGCUUCUCAUGUCUUGAUCCCAAGAACUCUUUCUCCAAGUUUGAUGUUGACAAGCUUGCUCGUCUUGCUAAUAUUUAUGAUGCAGACUUUUCUGAUGAUGACCGUGGCAUAAUAAGGGAUCAACUUGAAACUUAUGUUCUUCAAUGUCAACAGCAUCCGUUGAAAGAGCUUUUUCAGCAAUGA
This is a messenger RNA of Vicia villosa (hairy vetch), 1812 nucleotides long. RefSeq lists its product as uncharacterized. NCBI's taxonomy places the organism in Eukaryota, Viridiplantae, Streptophyta, Magnoliopsida, Fabales, Fabaceae. Bases 1 to 1812 code for a protein of 603 amino acids. The record is from RefSeq and is a predicted model, not a curated record. The transcript has 5 exons.